AUGUAUUUCUUCUUUUUUACCAUCCGUCGGGCGCAUAACAAAUGGCAUUCUACAAAAAAGUCUGCCAAAAUCCUGUACAUAGCCAUGGGAAUCUUAACAAUCGCCUUGAUGUCUCUUGCUUUAACUCAGGAGGAAGAAGAUAAAGUAAAACAUAAGGAUCCCCUUGAGGAAACCCCGGAAGCAAUGCGGAGAAAGAUCAAGGAGAUGAUGCUGCAUGCCUGGAGAAAUUAUGCCAGAUUCACUUGGGGCACCAAUGAAUUCCGUCCGAUUACUCGACGCGUUAACUUCGGCAGCGAAUUCGGGCACCACAAACUGGGCUCAACAAUCAUAGAAAGCAUGGACACUCUGUAUGUGAUGGGUCUGUACAAGGAGUUGAACCGGUCACGGGAAUGGAUCCGGAAAUCAUUCACCUUGGAUCGCGUGGAUGAAACCUUAUCCAUUUUUGAACUAACUUCUAGGAUGCUGGGACCCAUGUUGACUAUGUAUGCCCUAACUGGAGAUCAGUUAUACAGAGAUAAGGCUAUCCACAUAGCGGAUAAGAUACUGCCAGCCUUCCAGACAGCCACGGGAAUACCCAGGCGGUUUGUGGUACCAAACGAUGACCAAUUCCGUAAAAGAUCCCUCACCGAUAUAGCACGUAUCUCGGAGUUUGGGGCCCUGCACUUGGAGUUCUUCUAUCUCAGCGAAAUAACCGGGAAUCCAGUCUACAAAGACUCCGUUGACGGCAUCCGGCGGUUGCUGGCCGAUAUGAACAAACCGAAUGGCCUGUACCCGAACUCGUUUUGCACGAAAUAUGGCAGAUGGGAAAACUCCAGAUGCUCGAUAAACCGAUUCCAUGAUUACCUCUUGAAGUCCUGGAUCCAGUCCGGAAGAAGUGAUUCUGAAACUUUGCAGAUUUUCAAAGAUGCCAUGUUGGCGGUGGUGCAGAAUAUGGUGGAAAUAACCACGGAGGAUGUGAUCUACAUACCGGAGGUGGUAGACGGUACACGAACCGAUCGGAUGAAGCAGUCGAAUUGCUUUGCCGCUGGCCUCUUUGCCCUGGGAGCAGAGCAAACGCUGAUGAAACACUGGGCGAAGUAUGCCCAGAUUGGCAUUGGCAUUGGCGACACCUGUCAUGACCUCUAUAGGCAGUCACCUACUGGCCUGGGUCCGGAGGAGAUGGGUUUCUCGGAGGAAGCUAGAAAGGAAAUAAAAUCCCUCCAGAGAACCUUCUAUGUACUACGCCCGGAAAUCGUCGAGAGCUAUUUGAAACUAUGGCGUUUGAGUCGCGACAAGAAGUACAGGGAAUGGGGACGUGCUCUGGUCUUGGCUUUGGAGAAGUACUGCCGAACUCCUCAUGGAUAUGCUGGUAUCCUAGAUGUCUACAAAGAAUCCUCGGGAUCGGAUGAUGUGCAAAGGGGUUACUUCUUGGGGGCGACUCUCAAGUACUUGUAUCUGCUGUUUUCGGAGGAUGAGGUAAUUCCGCUACAAGAGUGGGUCUUCAAUAGCGCGGGUCACUUCUUGCCUAUUAAAGGAGUAAACCCUAAGUAUCGUUUAUAUAUUUCAACGGAAGAGUAAAAUGAAGUUUUCAAAUUUAAAUGUUUCAUAUUGUGUAAUAAAAUAUUAAAAUAAAAGUGUUCAUUGAUGGGUUAAUAUAGCAAAAUAAAGUAGUAUCGCCCAUUUGUCCUAUUAACCCAUUUAA
Molecule: messenger RNA, 1681 nt
Organism: Drosophila kikkawai
Lineage: Eukaryota; Metazoa; Arthropoda; Insecta; Diptera; Drosophilidae
Gene: alpha-Man-Ic
Product: alpha-Mannosidase class I c
Biological process (GO): carbohydrate metabolic process; mannose trimming involved in glycoprotein ERAD pathway
Cellular component (GO): endoplasmic reticulum; Golgi membrane
Molecular function (GO): mannosyl-oligosaccharide 1,2-alpha-mannosidase activity; calcium ion binding
Source: RefSeq, a predicted model, not a curated record